UCACCCCCGCGGGAGAGCCGCCUGGAGUCAGCAGGGGCCGGCCGGGCCCACGGGGAGGCCGGCCCGCGCCCCCUGAGCUACGGACACCAGGGCGCUCACCAUGGCCCCGCCGCUCCUGCUGCUGCUGCUGGCCAGUGGAGCGGCCGCCUGCCCACUGCCCUGCGUCUGCCAGAACCUGUCCGAGUCGCUCAGCACCCUCUGUGCCCACCGAGGCCUGCUGUUCGUGCCGCCCAACGUGGACCGGCGCACAGUGGAGCUGCGGCUGGCUGACAACUUCAUCCAGGCCGUAGGGCCGCCAGACUUCCGCAACAUGACGGGGCUGGUGGACCUGACGCUGUCCCGCAACGCCAUCACCCGCAUCGGGGCCCGCGCCUUCGGGGACCUGGAGAGCCUGCGCUCCCUGCACUUGGAUGGCAACAGGCUGGUGGAGCUGGGCACCGGCAGCCUGCGGGGCCCCGUCAACCUGCAGCACCUCAUCCUCAGCGGCAACCAGCUGGGCCGCAUCGCGCCGGGGGCCUUCGACGACUUCCUGGACAGCCUGGAGGACCUGGACCUGUCCUACAACAACCUGCGGCAGGCGCCCUGGGCCGGCAUCGGCGCCAUGCCUGCCCUGCACACCCUCAACCUGGACCACAACCUCAUCGACGCAGUGCCCCCGGGCGCCUUUGCGCAACUCGGCCAGCUCUCCCGCCUUGACCUCACCUCCAACCGCCUGGCCACGCUGGCGCCCGACCCGCUCUUCUCCCGGGGGCGCAACGCCGAGGCCUCGCCUGCCCCGCUGGUGCUGAGCUUCAGUGGGAACCCCCUGCACUGCAACUGCGAACUGCUGUGGCUGCGGCGGCUCGCCCGGCCCGACGACCUGGAGACGUGCGCCUCCCCGCCUGGCCUGGCCGGCCGCUACUUCUGGGCGGUGCCCGAGGGCGAGUUCUCCUGUGAGCCGCCCCUCAUUGCCCGCCACACGCAGCGCCUCUGGGUGCUGGAGGGCCAGCGGGCCACACUGCGGUGCCGGGCCCUCGGCGACCCUGCGCCCACCAUGCACUGGGUCGGCCCUGACGACCGGCUGGUCGGCAACUCCUCCCGAGCCCGGGCUUUUCCCAACGGGACCCUGGAGAUUGGGGUGACGGGUUCCGCGGACGCGGGGGGCUACACCUGCAUUGCCACCAACCCUGCUGGCGAGGCCACAGCCCAGGUAGAACUACGGGUGCUGGCCUUACCCCACGGAGGGAACGGCAGUACCGAGGGGGCCCGCCCGGGGCCCUCGGACAUCGCCGCCUCAGCCCGCACUGCUGCCGAGGGCGAGGGGACGCUGGAGUCUGAGCCAGCCGUGCAGGUGACGGAGGUGACCGCCACCUCGGGGCUAGUGAGCUGGGGGCCAGGGCGGCCGGCGGACCCUGUGUGGAUGUUCCAAAUCCAGUACAACAGCAGCGAGGACGAGACCCUCAUGUACCGGAUCGUCCCAGCCUCCAGCCACCACUUCCUGCUGAAACACCUGGUCCCGGGUGCCGACUAUGACCUCUGUCUGCUGGCCCUGUCACCUGCCACUGGGCCUUCCGACCUCACAGCCACUAGGCUGCUGGGCUGUGCCCACUUUUCCACGCUGCCAGCCACGCCCCUGUGCCACGCCCUGCAGGCCCACGUGCUGGGCGGGACCCUGACCGUGGCUGUCGGGGGGGUGCUGGUGGCUGCCUUACUGGUCUUCACUGUGGCCUUGCUGGUUCGGGGCCGGGGGGCCGGGAAUGGCCGCCUCCCCCUCAAGCUCAGCCAUGUCCAAUCCCAGACCAACGGGGGCCCCAGCCCCACACCCAAGACGCACCCACCGCGGAGCCCCCCGCCUCGCCCCCAGCGCAGCUGCUCCUUGGACCUGGGAGACACGGGCGGGUGCUACGGGUACGCCAGGCGCCUCGGAGGGGCCUGGGCCCGACGGAGCCACUCUGUGCACGGGGGGCUGCUCGGGGCCGGGUGCCGGGGCAUGGGGGGCAGUGCCGAGCGGCUGGAAGAGAGUGUGGUGUGAUGGCAAGGGAGCCAG
Molecule: messenger RNA, 2026 nt
Organism: Balaenoptera ricei (Rice's whale)
Lineage: Eukaryota; Metazoa; Chordata; Mammalia; Artiodactyla; Balaenopteridae
Gene: LRFN4
Product: leucine rich repeat and fibronectin type III domain containing 4
Exons: 3
Coding region: 101-2011 (636 amino acids)
Molecular function (GO): protein binding
Source: RefSeq, a predicted model, not a curated record